This is a messenger RNA of Nematostella vectensis (starlet sea anemone), 1090 nucleotides long. Its product is annotated as ubiquitin-conjugating enzyme E2 W. The transcript has 5 exons. The record is from RefSeq and is a predicted model, not a curated record. The coding region runs from base 67 to 525 and encodes 152 amino acids. Lineage: Eukaryota; Metazoa; Cnidaria; Anthozoa; Actiniaria; Edwardsiidae.
UAUCGAGGCAUCAAAACAAGCUUGUCCAGUGCGAACCUGAUUAUUGAGGUGACGACUCCAACAAACAUGGCGGCGGGAUGGAAGAAGCGACUACAGAAAGAGCUUUGCGAACUGCAAAAACGCCCGCCUAGCGGCAUGAAAAUCAACAAAGACUCAGUCUCCUCAAGCUUAGCAGUCUGGGUGAUAGAGCUCGAUGGUGCAACAGGGACCUUAUAUGAAAAUGAGAAAUUCCUUCUUCAGUUUAAGUUUGGUGCAAGAUACCCGUUUGAGUCCCCAGAGGUGACAUUCAUUGGUGGGCAUGUACCAGUACACCCGCACGUUUACAGCAAUGGACACAUAUGUUUGUCGAUUCUGACAGAUGAUUGGUCGCCAGCGCUUUCGGUAGAGGCUGUCUGUAUUAGCAUUGUUAGUAUGCUGAGUAGCUGUCAUGAAAAGAAAAGACCACCAGAUAAUAAUUUCUAUGUCAGCACUUGUCACAAGAACCCCAAAAAGACAAGAUGGUGGUAUCAUGAUGACUCUGUCUAAGUGUCUACAUCUAAUUUAGAGUAGAAAAGGAUUAGUAUUAUUCAAUUCAACAGCUAAAGGUGGGAACAAGUUUGGAAAAUUCUGCCUGAAAACUUUCUUCUUUACAUUAUCAUAAUAUUAUAGAAAAUAUAGAUGGGCUUAAAAGUACCAAGUCUCUUGACAUGUUUCCACUAAUUUAAACUAUUUAAAAAACCUGUACAUAGUUUUUAAAAACAAUAGUUCAUUUUGUUUAUUUUCCUCUUUUAUUUGAUAUAAAGAAAAAAAUGAACAAUAAAAAAAAGAGAAGAUUAUUUUAAGUACUGGAGUCAAGUAUGUUUGUCUGAGUAUAGUGUUAAGAGGGCAAGAUUGUAUCUAUGAAGAAAAAGAUUUGCAGUGCAAGUCCACUAUAAGUUGCUGUAAAUAAUUAGAUUCAACAGAAAUUCUUCUAUUGUAAUUUUUCAAAGGCAAAGUAUCAGUUGCAUUUAAAUGUUGGUUAGACAGUUUAAAUACAGUAUAUACAGCAUGACAAUUCAAAUUUACCUUGGCAAAUGCUAGAUUUGCAACAUUAAAAUGUUUCGUAAAACAC